AUGGGCGGCAGGAGGCCCGGGAUUAGAAACCACCGCGGGCGCCGGCUGGAAGGUGAGGUUCUACUUUCAGUCAGUCACCCUAUUGCCUCGGCCGCUUCGAGAAGUUUGUUGAUCGCUCUGCAACUAUCGCAUCGGAUCAAAGUCGAAGGUACCUACACUGAUCGCAACUCGACAGAAACGGCAGCCAUUCCGCAGGUUGCAGAGUCUAGACGCAGAGCAUUUGAGGUGCUACAGAUUCUAAGAAAGCGGGACGGCAACUGUCCAUCUGGUUAUGACGGUUGUUCCAAGCUGGGCCAUUCUGAUAUCUGCUGCAAGGACAACACCAUCUGUACUCGUGACGAUGCCAACAAUAUCGCCUGCUGCCCGACCGGAGCUAGCUGCACGGGGACGCUAUCUGCGACGGGGACCGGAGUAGUCGUGGUCGGAGAUUCUACCAGCAGCUUCCGAUUCCCUCAGACAGCCAGCGCUACGCAAACCACCGCCGGGCCGACCAGUGUCACCCUCACGGGCUCAACUCUCGCAGCCGCCUACCCAUUCGUCGUCAUCCCGACCUCGUUCUCCAAUGCCCAGGUCUGCACAUCCUACUAUUCUUUAUGCCAGAGCGAGUAUACCGGCUGUCUGUCACAGCUCGGCGGCGGGUAUGCAGUGACGGUUGCCGUAGACGGCGGUUCGGGGACGACUCGGGCCGGCGUCUCAGCAGCUAUGUCGACAUGCUCUAGUCUCAGUCUGGAGGCUUGCCAUGGCCUGAACAUUGGAUACUGCGCGGCAUACACCACUGGCGUUUACGAGAACCGAGCGACAGGCCCCAAACGCACUUCCAGCCUCGAGGACCUUCUCUUCGGCAUGUUCAUCGGAGUGGCUGGAAUGUUCAUGUGA
Molecule: messenger RNA, 876 nt
Organism: Aspergillus japonicus CBS 114.51
Lineage: Eukaryota; Fungi; Ascomycota; Eurotiomycetes; Eurotiales; Aspergillaceae
Exons: 4
Coding region: 1-876 (291 amino acids)
Source: RefSeq, a predicted model, not a curated record